CACAAUUCUUCAGGUCAUGUGAUCUUAACUUUAAAAGUGCAGGACUGUUGUUCUGGGAGUCAGACUGACUGAUUAACACUUCUCUGCACUGAUCAUCAGCACACUGCAGUAAUGUCAAUGCCUGGAGGCUGGAGUCCAGUGAAACCGGUCACUCUAGAGGUGAUAAAGAUUUGCCUUGAGAUGAGGAAACAGAUUGAGGACAAUGUUGAAAAUGGAAGUGAUUCGAAGGUUUACAUUCCUUUGGUCUAUUCUUCUCAAAUUGUGAAUGGAACAAACUAUGUGGUCAAGGUGUUUCUUGGUGGAAGAGAUGAUGGAGUGUGUGUUCAUGCAAAGGUACAUCAGGCUCUUGCCUGUAGUGGAGGAAAACUGACACUGUCUGGAUUCCAGUUCCCUAAAACCUUCGGUGAACCUCUGAACCCCUUCGUGAGGCCAGAGAUAGAGAAGAUGGUUGGAACUAAUUUUAAGAUUUACAUUCCUGUGGUCUAUUCUUCUCAGGUUGUGGCAGGAAUAAAUUACAAGUUCAAGACUUUAAUCAUCAGCGCUGCUGCAAUGUCUCACUGGAGUCCCGUGAAGCCUGUCACCUCAAAGGUGGAGAACAUCUGCUCUGAGAUGAAGCCACAAGUACAGGAGAAGGCUAACGCCCAAUUUGAUGUUUACGUUCCUAUAGACUUUAUUUCUACAAAUGAACAUGGAGUAAACUACACAUAUGUGGUGGAUGUUGGAGGAGACAAGUGUGUUCAUGCAAAGAUAUUUGAAGCCGGUGGAGGAAAACUGAUUUUGCAAGAUAUCCUCUACCCAAAAACCACUAAUGAGAAUCUGGUCCCCUUCUGAACACUUCUAACCGCAUA
This is a messenger RNA of Sinocyclocheilus grahami, 848 nucleotides long. RefSeq lists its product as uncharacterized. The coding region runs from base 112 to 831 and encodes 239 amino acids. NCBI's taxonomy places the organism in Eukaryota, Metazoa, Chordata, Actinopteri, Cypriniformes, Cyprinidae. The transcript has 7 exons. The record is from RefSeq and is a predicted model, not a curated record. Gene Ontology annotation, molecular function: cysteine-type endopeptidase inhibitor activity. Gene Ontology annotation, cellular component: cytosol.